AUGAAGCUUAUCCUGACUGCAUGCCUUCUCUUUCUUGCCACCUCGGCCUAUGCACUGACUGCUAAAUGCCUUUGUAACGGCCUCGAGCUAUUUGCGAAUCGUGAACGUUCUGGGAAAUGCAGCUUCAACGGGGCAGCGACUGCUGAUGGCAUUAAGCAACAGGACAAACGGGACACAACGCGUCCUUACUCUUGCCCUAUUAUCCCGGACUCGCCAACCUUAAUUGGAGAUAUGCAAGUAGCAUUCGCUCAGUUUUUGCAAGACUGUCCUUGUGCCCACUUCAUUUAUUGGUGCAAUCUGCUCUGA
Molecule: messenger RNA, 306 nt
Organism: Plenodomus lingam JN3
Lineage: Eukaryota; Fungi; Ascomycota; Dothideomycetes; Pleosporales; Leptosphaeriaceae
Source: RefSeq, a predicted model, not a curated record